Molecule: messenger RNA, 4131 nt
Organism: Scatophagus argus
Lineage: Eukaryota; Metazoa; Chordata; Actinopteri; Scatophagidae
Gene: klhl22
Product: kelch-like family member 22
Exons: 7
Coding region: 564-2468 (634 amino acids)
Biological process (GO): positive regulation of TORC1 signaling; proteasome-mediated ubiquitin-dependent protein catabolic process; protein monoubiquitination
Cellular component (GO): mitotic spindle; nucleus; Cul3-RING ubiquitin ligase complex
Molecular function (GO): protein binding
Source: RefSeq, a predicted model, not a curated record
CGUCGUCCGACACCAAAAAGUAAACAGACUUGUUCUGAGCUGUCAAAGAGCAGAUCGGACGGCGCUGUUUGCUAGUCGCUCCGUGAAGGGUUUGCUGUCCAAACAGUCAGUGUGAAACGGUUUGUUUUUGACCAACACGAAUAUAUUGUGGCGCAGCCGUUUUGUUUCACGAUUAAAGUGUCUCGCUUUCUGCUUUCAUAGCGCGUUAAGCAGCUAACUGGUUGCUAGCCGCUGUCCUUCGCAGUUUACACAAGCGUAACAUCAGCUGACAGCUGACGGUAGGCUUUCUGUGUACAGCGAUAUGCUUUCACGUCUUUCCCAUAGCUGUGUGGAUGAAGCCCAGCUGUGAGUCGGGUGUAGCAGCUGAUGUAACGCUACACUGACGGCGCAGUGACAUUCCCAGCGGCCGUGACCACCCCGCUUUAGCCGCUAGCUGUCCAGCCUGCUUGUUGCUGCUGCUGCUUCCUGUUUGUUUCUCUGCGUGCCGACAUCUGAUGUGGCUGUGAUCUCUAACAGAAUUUGUGAAUACUCAGAAUGGUGUUAGUGCUGGACAGAUAGAAGUGAUGAAACCUCAACACCAGAACCCCGCCAUGGCUGAGGAGGGACAGAUUAGUCCGGUGGGAGGACGCGCGGGCUCCUCGGGCCGCCCGGGCCGACAAACCUACACGAGUUCGGCCCAUUUCUGCAGCCUGCUGGACGGCCUGCUGGCUCUCAGGCAGAGCGGCAUCCUGUACGACGUGGUGCUGCUGGUGGAGGGUCGUCCCAUCAAAGCCCACCGGAUACUCCUGGCGGCCUCUUGUGAUUAUUUUAGGGGGAUGUUUGCUGGAGGCCUCCGGGAGAUGCAGCAAAAGGAGAUCCCGAUUCACGAAGUGUCUUAUGUGGCCAUGAAGAAAAUACUGGACUACAUCUACACUUCAGAGAUCGAGUUGGACCUGGAGUGUGUGCAGGAAGUGCUGAUAGCUGCCACGCUACUGCAGCUUGAGAUUGUCAUCGGCUUUUGCUGCGACUUCCUGUUCUCCUGGCUGGACGAGAGCAACAUCUUAGAGGUGCUGCACCUGGCUGAUGUCUACGGACUGCAGCAGCUCAACGCCAGAGUCCACUCCUACAUGCUCAGGAACAUCCAGACUUUGUCUCGAACCGAUGUGUACCGACAGCUGCCCCAGGACGAGGUCUUCAGAGCGCUGAGCAGCGACAGGCUUCAGGUGAACAGCGAGAACGAGGUGUAUGAGGCGGCUCUUCACUACCACUACAGUCCUGAGCAGGUGGAAACUGACCAGGUGUACUUGCAGGACAAUCUGAAGAUGCUCGCGGCUGUGCGUUUCUGUCUGAUUGAGAAGCAUGUGCUGCAGAGGUUGUAUGACAGACUGAACCAGUGUCCCCUGAAGGACUGCGUGUCAGCCGCUCUGUACUACCACGAGCAGGAGAUGUGGCAGCCCGUCCUGCAGAGUCCCCUCACGCAGCCGCGGUCCACCCUGCACUGCAUACUGGGCUUUGGGGGGAUGUUCACCUCCACCUCCCUCACUGACAGCGAGCACUUGUUUCAGGUGUUCCACCCGAGCUGGGGCGAGUGGAGGACUCUGACUGCAGCUCACGCCCCCCGCAUGUCCAACCAGGGCAUCGCUGUGCUCAACAACUUCGUUUAUCUCAUCGGAGGAGACAAGAACACCAACGGGUUUCGAGCAGAGACCCGCUGCUGGAGGUACGACCCCCGUCACAACAGCUGGUGCUCCAUCCAGCCUCUGCAGCAGCAGCACGCUGACCACUGCGUGUGUGUGCUGGGCGGCCACAUUUACGCCAUCGGAGGACGGGACUACAGCAACGAGCUGGAGUCGGUGGAGCGCUAUGACCCGCACACCAACACGUGGGCGUUUGUGUCGUCUCUGAAGAAAGAGGUGUACGCCCAUGCUGCAGCAGUGCUGGAUGAGAAAAUCUACAUCACGUGCGGACGCAGAGGAAUGUCCUACCUCAGAGAGACAUACUGUUUUGACCCUGUGGCCAACAGCUGGACGGCGUGCGCCGAGGGGCCGGUGGAGCGGGCGUGGCACGGCAUGGCCGCCGUUAAUGGGCGCCUUUAUGUGAUUGGUGGAAGCAAUGACGAGUGCAGAUAUCGGCGUGACGUCCUGAAGGUGGCCUGCUUUGACCCUGAAGCCAACUCGUGGUCUUUAGUGACCCCGCUGCCCGCUGGACACGGAGAACCAGGCGUCGCCGUGCUGGACGGUCGCAUCUACGUCCUGGGAGGACGCUCGCACGACAAAGGCAACAGGAUGAAGUACGUUCACGUGUACAACGUGGACACGGACGAAUGGGAGAGCGAGACAGAGUUUAAGGAGCGCGUCUCUGGCCUGGCAGCCUGCGUGGCCCUCAUGCCUCCCGCCGUCGUUGCCAAGGCCCGGAGCUGGGAGCAGCGCACCAAGGCUUCGUGGGAAGACGUGGACAUGGACAACUCAGAGGAGUCCAGUGAGGACUGAAGGUGAACUGAGCGUCCCGGCGCUGGAGACCGUCGUGCACUUUUCAUACACAGCAUGCUGAAGUCUGUUCUUUGUGGCGGCGGUUACGGCGGCCUCGUGUCCUUCUUGCACGUUGACCACUUUGAGUGCCUCUGAACCAAAGUGUCAUUCAGGACUUGUCAGAUAUCUUUUCAGACUGUCACACUCUGUCCCCUCUGACGCCUGCCCGCUCAAAUGCUGAUCCCUCGUUACUUCCUGUCACUGUUGAGGUGAAGACGACUUCCGGCUAUGCAAUAACACGUUAAUAUGAAGUUCCCUCAGCUGCCUGCGGGUUUGUUCUCUGAAGACAUUUUGACACUGGAUCCUCCUAAAUUUGGUUUGGACUUGGGUGGACUCUGAAUGGUCUGAAUGUGUCCUCAGGCGUGGACUGUGGCUUCGCGUCAUGCUUCUGUACCAGAGUACGAACGCAACUGGCUGUCGGCUGAUGUGUCCGAGUUUACACACACGGGGACUUUGUGGUGCUUUCAGGUGCACCUCGUAAACUCUGACUCUUAGUGCUCAAACGGCCACGAAGGUUGUUUGAAAUGUUUGAAGUAUUUUGCUUUCUUGAAAUACAUCAGUCACGUGUUUUAAAAAUGAAAUAUUAUACAAGAAUAUAAACAUUCUUGUAGGACAGGUUCCCGUGUGCCUCAGAGAUUUUGUUCUGUUUGGUUCUUCUGCAGCAUUUUUACGUAAUAAAGUCCGAUCCAGUAUGCAGACAUCUCGGCAGGCAGCUUGGCUGCUGAGUCACAGUUCAUCUGCUGUUCUGUGCCACGUGAAAAGCAGUUGAGAGUCAACACUGCCGGGCAGGUGUCAGACCAGCUCUUUACCGCCUCAGCAGCAUUGAAAUAUUCAAAAACAAAUGAACCCUGUUAUAGACCGGACCACCCGGCCUGAGUUUGGGCGUCAGAUUUACAAGCACCGCUUUUCAUUUGUAACGACACCCUCCAGUUAGUUAUGGAAGUUGUUCAGAUGUUUUUGAGAAUGAAUGAUUGUUGUUGACUUUUCUUCAUGAUUUAGUUUAUGGCUCCACCCAGGAGUUGCAGGUUAUUCCCAGGAAUUACACUGUGCCCAUCCGAAGCACGCAGUUUGAACAGUGUGCCUUGUUCUUGUGUCGACUUGUGUUGUGCUGAUGGAGGGGAGCCUUCGGCGUCACCGUCGGCCUCUCGUAUCACCGUGCGUUUCUGCCUGAACGGCGAGCCGCCGCAGCCACAAGUCGCUCAAAAACAAAACCGUUAUGGCCAAAACGUUGACUUUGUACGGAAGCACAAGAUCCUGCAAGUCAAGACAAGAAUAUUUAUCACAAAGCUGACUUAAUGUCUCACCAUGAAAUAAUCUCUCAUUAUUAUUACUCUCAUCACACUGGCAGUAAGUGGGCUUCCUGAGCCUUUAGUUUAUUUUGGAUUCGUUGUUUCGUUUGUUCGUUGUAGAGGAUUUCUGUUUGCUUCGAGCUCGUUUGCCUCAGUGCUGCCCGAUGGGAGAACUUCAGGAGGACGUCUGGUGUCAAAUGUGCUUCUCCUCUUCAUAUGAUGAGACUCUUUAGAGAUAAACUGACUGUACUCCAACGCACCGUCACUCGAGAUGCGAACAAUUAGUAUCCUAUUCAUGAGACAAGUUUGGAAAUUUAAUAAAGAUAAUAAUAUAU